Triticum turgidum subsp. durum (durum wheat) is the source of this 303-nucleotide messenger RNA. The record is from the annotation of a GenBank genome assembly. NCBI's taxonomy places the organism in Eukaryota, Viridiplantae, Streptophyta, Magnoliopsida, Poales, Poaceae.
AUGGCACCCAAGGCGGAGAAGAAGCCGGUGGCGACGGAGAAGGCCCCGGCGGGCAAGAAGCCCAAGCAGGUGCACCCGGACAUCGGCAUCUCCUCCAAGGCCAUGUCCAUCAUGAACUCUUUCAUCAACGACAUCUUCGAGAAGCUCGCCGGCGAGUCCGCCAAGCUCGCGCGCUACAACAAGAAGCCCACCAUCACCUCCCGGGAGAUCCAGACCUCCGUCCGCCUCGUCCUCCCUGGCGAGCUCGCCAAGCACGCCGUGUCCGAGGGCACCAAAGCCGUCACCAAGUUCACCUCCUCCUAG